This is a messenger RNA of Ogataea parapolymorpha DL-1, 2058 nucleotides long. Its product is annotated as Urea active transporter. The transcript has a single exon. Gene Ontology annotation, molecular function: urea transmembrane transporter activity; putrescine transmembrane transporter activity; spermidine transmembrane transporter activity. NCBI's taxonomy places the organism in Eukaryota, Fungi, Ascomycota, Pichiomycetes, Pichiales, Pichiaceae. Gene Ontology annotation, cellular component: plasma membrane. Gene Ontology annotation, biological process: spermidine transport; urea transmembrane transport; putrescine transport. The coding region runs from base 1 to 2058 and encodes 685 amino acids. The record is from RefSeq and is a predicted model, not a curated record.
AUGAGUAUCGACACUUCCAACGGACAGUUCAUCAUCUUCUCUCAGGGAGUCGGUUACGGAAUCGUGAUUGGUGUGGGUGCGGUUUUUGCCGUCACCAUGGCACUGAUUUCGUGGCUGCUCUCUCGCUACAUGAAUGAGGUCCAGGACUCAGAAAUGUUGUCCACCGCUAAGCGGUCCAUCAAAUCUGGGCUUAUAGCCAGCGCAGUGGUUUCCAGUUGGACCAUCGCUUCCACUCUGCUUCUUUCCACCACCACCACGUACAAUCUCGGAAUAUCCGCCGCUUGGUGGUACGGAGGUGGUGCAUGUGUCCAGAUCAUCAUCUUUGCCACUAUGGCCAUCGAGCUGAAGAGAAAGGCGCCUAAUGCUCACACUUUCCAGGAAAUCAUCAAGGUCAGAUUCGGAACCGUUGGCCAUCUGACCAUGUGCUUCUACUCUCUUGCUCAGCAGGUGGUCUACACGGCAAACUUGCUCAUCAACGGUGCUUCUGUGUUUUCCAACAUGACAGGCAUGAGCAAAGAGGCCACCUGUGUGCUUCUGCCGGUCUUCGUUAUUGUCUACACUCUGAUCGGUGGUAUUAAGGCCACCUUCUUAACCGACUGGACUCACGUGGUGAUCAUCUUUGUGAUCAUGAUGACGUUUAUGUUCAAGGUCUACGCCACGUCUGAUCUCUUGGGAUCACCAGAAAAAGUCUGGGAGCUUUUAAACGAGGCAGCCAAGACGUACCCUGUGGCCGAGAAUCUGGACGGCUCAUAUCUGACGUUUACCUCGGUGAACAGCGGUCUCUUUGGACUUAUUUUGCUUGGAGCCGGAUGGGCAGCUGCAGUCGACUCUCAACUGUUCCAGAAAGCCAUUGCUGCCAACCCAGCUGGAGCCCUAACGGGAUACACUCUCGGAGGUCUGUGCUGGUUCACUUUGCCAUAUGCAUUGGCAACCACCAUGGGUCUGGCAUGUCGUGCUCUCGAACAAACCAGCAACUUCCCGGUGCCAGGCGGACUCACGGAGCAACAGCUGUCCAACGGUCUGGUUCUACCAAUUUCUGCGUACGCGAUUAUGGGUAAAGGCGGUGCCAUAGCGAUUUUAUUGAUGGUUUUCAUGGCAAUCACCGCCGCUUACUCUUCAGAAACCGUGGCUGUGUCUUCAUUGCUCACGUACGACAUUUACAAAUCUUACAUCAAUCCAAAAGCAGACGGCAAAAGACUUGUCUUGGUCACGCACUUGAGUGUCAUUAUUUUCAGUGCGGUGGCUAUUGGACUGGCUAUUGGACUUGGCCAGGCCAACUUCGACGUGUCGUUCAUCACCACUGCCUCCGGUAUUAUUGUUAAUGUCUGCGUUAUUCCAAUGAUCUGCACGCUUUUCUGGAAGAAACUCUCGACCUUUGCGUUUGUCGCCAGCAGCACGCUCUCUACCUGUAUUUCACUGGCUAUCUGGAUUGGAUACAGUUAUUCAGCAUCGAAAUCCGUGACCAUUACCACCUUGUCCACGUAUCGGGCUUUGGCUGCUGGUAACACGGCCGCCAUUUUUGUGCCAAUCAUAUUUGUGCCGCUGUUCACCUACUUGAAGCCAGCAGACUUCGACUGGAAUAAAUGGAAGACCGAGAUCAAACAGGUCGACGACUCUGAGUUCGACAAAGAGCAAGGCUUGACAAACGUUCUGAGUGGAGAAGACCUCACAGAGAUUGUCCUUACCAAAGAACAGGAAGAAGACGCCAUGAUGAAACGCAAGAGAAACUACGGUAUAGGUUUGGCUGUUUUCUUUGUCCUCUUCUUUUUGGUGCUCUUCCCAAUGCCUCUGUACGGCAGCCACUACAUUUUCACAAAGACAUUUUUCCGCGGCUACAUUGUGGUCACCUUUUUGUGGGUGUUCUUCUCGGUCAGUAUUGUCACUGUGUACCCUGUGGUGGAAAGUUGGAACGGAAUCAAGACUCUCUUUAAGAACAUUUUUACAAGAAAACGGAGCCCCGUGCUGUACUCUGAGCAGAUUCUAAGCCAGGUAACAAGCCGCAGGGCGGAGGCUGAGAAUAAAGAGGAGGCCGUCGUGAAUAUUAGUACUGUUAAUUAG